Spinacia oleracea (spinach) is the source of this 1236-nucleotide messenger RNA. RefSeq lists its product as uncharacterized. NCBI's taxonomy places the organism in Eukaryota, Viridiplantae, Streptophyta, Magnoliopsida, Caryophyllales, Amaranthaceae. Bases 97 to 1236 code for a protein of 379 amino acids. The transcript is spliced from 3 exons. The record is from RefSeq and is a predicted model, not a curated record.
UGGGGUGGAUUUGUCUCAGGCCAACAUCUCAAUUCAACUUGAUGUUGGGAAGGGAGGAAAUAGUGGCUCAAAUGCUAUAGCACCCGUUGUAGAGAAAUGAGUCGUCGUUGGAUGUACGGUGACCAUACUACGGUGGAAUACUUGAGUGGGGUUGAGGAGUUCCUUAGAUGUGCUUUAGCACACCAACGGAAUACGAAAGCCGCAAAGAUCUAUUGUCUUUGCCGUGAUUGUAACAAUGUAAGGCGGUUAGCUGAUAUUGAUGAAAUUGAGGAUCAUUUAUUUCGUCGUGGGUUUAAGCAAGAUUACCAUGUCUGGUUUUGGCAUGGUGAGAAAAUACUUGAUCGUCCAAGUUCUAGUGUGAAUGAAUUUGAUGUUCUGGCAGAGAGUGAUGAGAGUGAUGAGAGUGAUUCUGAUAUUUCUGAGAAUAAUGAGAUGGAUGAUGAUGAGCAAGAAGAUAAUGAAAUAAAUGAAAUGAUGGAUGCGGUGAAAGAUCACUUGAAUGGACGACCUCACAUACUCGAGCAGGUAUUAAAGGCUGCUGAGACGCCUUUGUACCCUGGGUGUACAAAAUUCAAAUUGUUAGAAUGUGUGGCAUCACUUUCCAACUUGAAAGCGGAGAGUGGUUGGACCGAAGAAAGUUUCACGAAAUUAUUGAAACGACUAGGUCUUUGGUUUCCCGAUGGCAAUGACAUUCCCACCUCUGCCUAUUAUGCCAACAAAUUGACGAAUCCCUUAGGCUUAGAGGCCGUCAAGAUAGAUGCUUGCCCAAAUGAUUGUAUUCUUUACAGAAAAGAGUAUGAAAAUUUGGAUAAGUGUCCAACGUGUUCUAUGUCGCGUUACAAGCGUAAAGGGGCCAAUUCAGCUAAGAGGGGACCGCCCGCCAAGUGGGCUAACAACCAAAAUGGUGUGAAGCAAGAUGAAAUUUUCCCGGGUUUAACCUUGGUGAACUUUGAUCGACUAAGUGACAGUGACGAGCCAUUCAUUCUAGCAUCACUAGCUAAGCAAGUUUUUUAUGUGGUUGACAAUAUUGAUCCUAGAUGGCGUGUUGUUGCCCAAGGAAAAAGACAUAUUUUGGGUAUUGAUGAUGUUGUAGAUGAAGAUGAGUAUGAUGAGUAUGAUGACACACCUCCGUUACCAAUGGUUGUUCAACCAUUGCCAGAAGAGGAGGAUGCAAAUAAUACUAAUCAUAUGCGUACAGAUCAUACGGAAGGAAUAUGGGUUACGAAUCGUAAUUGA